CGAUAUCUGUAUUUAUGGAUGGCGCGAACGGAGCUAACGUGUAAAUACACAGCAGUCUACGAUCUGGCUUCUGCAGAGUUCAGGGCAAGUUAACUUAUAUGGUUUGAAAAAAUGGAUCAUGGGAAAACAACAGAAGAAAUAGAUUCAUCAGUGGCUGAAUUAGUCAACUUGAUGAAUGAUACUUUCACAUGCUGCAUGAGGAACUAUCAAGCCUUACUGCCAUACCUUGAGAAAAAGAAUACAAGACCCAAAAUAUAUAAAAAAUUAGUGCAUGUUAAUAUAAUGCUGAACAAGUUGAAUGAAGAACUUGUUGGACUUAGAGUUGAAUAUGUAACUGUGUCGUCACAUGAACUAGAAAGUGAGGCCGUUGUGUCUGAAAGAGGUAGGAAAAGAAAAACAUCUGAUGAGUCCAUGGUAGGCAGACCUGAGACCAAAAGUAUAAAAACAGAAGUAUCCAGUAGCACUAAGUAUUCCUCAGAGAAUUUUGUAUCAAAAGAAACUGAAGAAACAAGACAUACCCAGGUGCAGAAGACUGACACACACAGGAUGGAAAGUAUAAAAACAGAAGUACAAGAUUGCAGUGAAGUUGAAGAUUUACCUGUUUUCCCCAUUAGUAAUAGUGAGAAUCCUACAUCUCAGGCAUCACUUGAUACUAGAGAUAAUAGUGUGACUGUUUGUUUUGAUGGUGAUGAGGAAAGUGCAUCUGUGGCAGAUAGGCUUGUGAGGAUUAAUACAUAUUUUAAACCCAUUGAUACAAUUACUCAGACAAAAAAUAACGAACUGUGUCUUCCAUUGCAAAAUUCCAAAAGUGAGACUAGAGAUCAAGAGAAAUAUGAAGACAUUGGCAAACUUCUUAGUAAAGAUCAUGAUACUCACAGAGGACUGAAAAGAGAAGUUGGCUGUGCCACUUCUUUCUCUUACCAGGCAGAAAGACCUUUCAACAAUAAAGAACCACCUGUUCCUUUCACUGCUUGUGAUAAGGAAUCUGAUAUGUUGAUGGAAAGGAGAGCAAACAGUUGUAAUGAGGUAGAGAAAAGAGCUCAUUCUCCUAUAAGAUAUGAAAAAGAUUGUGUACCUGUUCAGAGGUCAGUGGAACUGUUUAGUCCAGGACAUGAACUUUAUGGUGUGAUAAGGUACGAGAAUCGGAAAUUGAAAUGCGUGUUGUGUGAUCGUGAACUUGCCAAUUACAAGGUAGUGUAUGAGCAUGUGAAUGGGAAAAGGCAUCAACGGAAACAAGCUCCCAAGAAAAACAGCUGUGCUAAAAAGCCUGAUGUUUCAAAUAAUAGCUCUGUAAGUACAACACCUGCUUCUGUGUGUGCUACUGUUCCCUGCUCACUUGCUGAUAGUGUUGCUAUUGUGGACAAAAGUUAUCAGUUAGAAGUAAUGGAACACACAGUCAGAUUAAACGAUAUGUGGAAAUAUUUUUCUGCACCACUUCAAAUCAAUAGAAAAUAUUUCUUGAUUAAUUCCGGUGAAGUGAUCUGCUCUCUUUGUAAUCAACGUGUAGAAGAACGUGUACGCAGUGUAAAGAUACAUAUUAUAAAAUGUAGUCAUCUGAAACGGAUAAAAAGAUUAAGAAGCUUAGAAACUGCUUGGAAGUCCUCGAAUCAACAAAUGUUGAAAGUAGCGGGCAUUCUAGAUGGCUGUAUUCCUAAGACUCAGUUUACUUUGCAAAAUGAUGGGAUUUUUUGUAGAGUGUGUCAAUGUUUUUGUGAAAAUCAUACUGUAUUAAAUCAUUUGACGAGUCAAAUGCACUACAGAAAGUCACACAAAAUGGAAUAAAUAUAAUAUAAGAAAACAGAAACAGUAAAUGGCAAGAAUCUGUGCAGUUAUAACAUGUUAUUUUUAAUGUAAAUAUAUUAUUUCCUUUGGUUUUAUGUUAAGAUUCAUUGGUUAAGGCAUCAGGGCAGAGAUUUGAGAAAAUAGAUAGAACAAAUGGCACUUAAUUAAAGAACUAUUGAUGAGGAGAUAUAAAGGAUUUUCAGUCUAAGCUCAUAGACAACAGUUUUUAACAUAUUUGGUCCAAUUCAUCUUGAAUAUAUUAUGUUUAAAUGGCUCUUCCCUUGCCCCAUAGUUUUUAAGUGCAUGUUAUUCUUUGUUGGGUAGUUUAAGUUAAUUUUUAUUUAACUGCUUUUAUGUCUUAUUGAUCAUAUGUAAGACAAUUUGUUAUAUGAGUUACAUCAGGUGUUGAGGUAACCUUUUCUCUUGCUGGUGCACCUACACACCAGUCGACUAUUCAAGCAUCUUGUAUGUAUAACUGUUUUGUUUAUCUAUUCCACAUUCUGUUAUUGAAGAGAGGAGUCGCUGAAUAGGAAUGCUUUUAUUAUUUUUGUUAAGUUAUUUGUUUAUUUAUUUAAUUUUAAAGUGGAAAAACUUGAAAUUAGUAGGCAGGUGAAGUACUAGGGCUGUUGAAGAAAUGUCUGAUCUUACUUUUUUAAUGUUGAAAAGAAGACUGUUAUCAGGGCUUACAUUCUCUCUAUGUGUGCAGGCAUAUGUAAUGCAGAUGCCGCCCCCCCCCCCCCCCCCCUCCACUACCACAGAAACAACUGGUCACUGGUUAGCUGUUGAUAAGUGAACUGGUGUAAGUAGUAGUUGUAGGAUUUUAAUUGUGGGCAGAAUGGCAGAAAAAGGGGGAGAAAUUUGCAUCAAAUUUUGUUUUAAGUUUGACGAUUCUCUGAUAGAUACAAUCUGCAAGAUUCAAAAAGUGUUUGGGGGCAAAGCAAUGGGUACCACAUAGGUAAAGGAGUAAGAACUGAGCAGAAGCAACUUUAUUUGGAGAUUGCACAUGGCAUGCUGGAUACUGUGAACAUUAAUAUCCAACGUUCUUAACACAGUGGUCACUGGUGACGAAUUCUAGGUUCAUAGGUAUGACCAAGAAACUAAGUUCCAGUCAUAGCAAUGGAAGCAUCCACUGUCCCUAAGACCUAAAAAAGUGAGGCAGGUCUGCAGCAAUGUGAAAGUCACUUUGACCAGCUUCUUUGACUCCAGUGGCCUGGUCCAUAACGAGUUCAACCUAGAAGUACUAAUGUCAAUAAGAAGUAGUACAAGGAGGUUUUGCUUCGCCUUCGUGUAGCAGUGAGAUGCAAACGGCCAGACUUGUGCGGAGCGGGCAGUUUAAACCUCCAACACAAUAAUGCACCCACUCAUCAUUCUCAAAUAAUUCAAGUGUUUUGGCCAAACACAACAUGGCUGUGAGCGUCAGCCUCCAUGUUCUCCUGAACUAGCAUCUAGUGACUUCUGGCUUUUCCUAAACUGAAAAAGUCUCCAAUAAAGUGACCAGAUUUAAGAACAAGGAAGACAUUACACAGAAUUCGAUGGAGCAGCUGCGCAACAUACUAAAAGAGGGUUUCCAGCAGUGUUUCCAGCAGUGGCAGCAGUGUUAGGAGAGGUGUGUACAAGGUGAAGGGGACUGCUUUGAAUGUGACUAGUGUCAAUUAAUUGUAUCUGAAUAAAGAUUCAUGUUAUAA
Messenger RNA from Schistocerca americana (American grasshopper), 3467 nucleotides. RefSeq lists its product as uncharacterized. Gene Ontology annotation, molecular function: nucleic acid binding; zinc ion binding. Bases 112 to 1782 code for a protein of 556 amino acids. The record is from RefSeq and is a predicted model, not a curated record. NCBI's taxonomy places the organism in Eukaryota, Metazoa, Arthropoda, Insecta, Orthoptera, Acrididae. The transcript has 2 exons.